Messenger RNA from Daphnia carinata, 923 nucleotides. RefSeq lists its product as uncharacterized. Lineage: Eukaryota; Metazoa; Arthropoda; Branchiopoda; Diplostraca; Daphniidae. Bases 289 to 630 code for a protein of 113 amino acids. The record is from RefSeq and is a predicted model, not a curated record. The transcript is spliced from 3 exons.
CUCCGAAUAGAUAACCUCGCUAGCUCUACAACUCGCCUCUAAAUACCCUUAAGACGGAUCCGUACAACCAGUAGAUCCGCUAGUCUACUUCUGCACUUCAGCCGCACCGGUAGCUCUCAGAGACACUCGUCCGGAAUUCCAUUCAUUGCAUUCUUCUAUAAAGCGGUCGACGUUUAGCCACGUUCCAGCCUUUGACGACUUUUCGUAUUUGGUGCCGUCGCUCCAUUCCGGGAAGAAAACAUUUCAACUGCGAAAUUUUACCAACUUUCUAGUUAACAAAACAAAAAAAUGGCUGGCUUUCAAUUGGUGUGGCAACUGGCAGUAGUAUGCGUUGUUCUCUUCUGGGCAGGCCAAGCUCAGGGACAGCUACCCGCCAGCAAUGCAGCCGUCGAAGCUGCCAUCCGCAACCCGCGCUAUAUGCGCCGCCAAAUCAAUUGCCUUCUUAACGAGUCACCGUGUGAUAACAUUGGUCGCACAAUGAGGCAACUUGUACCAGCACUCAUCAAGGGCCAAUGUCCUGGAUGUUCGCCACAACAGCACCAACAGGCCAUGAAAGUAAUGAACGUAGUCUCUCAGCAAUAUCCGGCCGAGUACAGCAGGAUUUACUACACCUACAACCAGCAGGGAUAAAUAAACCUAUAUAAUAAUUAAAAACAGAUUUAUAAUUUUAGAACCCAACACUGUUCGUCCUCCUUCCCAAUUUAUCAGAAACAAAAGUGCAGCAAUACUGGGACCUUUAAAAUUCUCUCCUUAUAUAUAAGUUCUCUUACACCUUAUCAAAUUGCAUAAGGCUUUUGAUUAUUUUGGUGACUUGCGUGAGUGGAAAUUUUCAUAAUUCGUACGAAUAUUUUGUUAUUUUGUAUUUCAUCACUUCGUUCAUACGAGAAAGUAAACAAUCGAAUCAAUACAUGUAACUAAAUGUC